UUGGCAUAAAAAAAAGGAAAGAAAUAUCGUCUUCUGGGAUUGCACCAACCUUAUCAGCUUAUCCACAAAGGUGAAGAAGAAGAGUUCGGAACCUAUUUUGGCUCUUUUUCGCAGUUUCAACUCCAAAUGCAGCCCCCUCACUGGCAGUGGCGCUACUCUCGUAACUGCCAUCUUCUUCUGAGACCAACUGAUAACGACCCACGUAACCCGCCAUGGACGGACUCCCUCCAUUUCACCAGACCAACACACUCUUCCUUAGAAAACCUCAGACCCAGAACCCCAAGCUCAGAUGCCAUUCUCUCUCGUGCCCUGCUCUUGGUGACACUGCCCCUUGUACGGCAACUCCAGCCUACGCUUUGCAGCUUUCCCCUUCGAGUGUCCCCGCGGUGGUGGGUGGCUUUAGUGGGGUCAACUCUUUGGCGUCUGUGAAGAUGAUCCAUGCCCAGAUGAUAAAAAUGCCUGGCAAGUGGAGUUUUGAUGACCACUUGGUGAAGAUCCUGAUCAGGCAUUACGUGAACUUUGGAGAUCAUAGAUCAGCCGCGUUAGCUCUCUUGCUGGGCCUAGCCAGAAGCAACGUUGGAUGGAACUCUUUCUCGGAGGAAUUGAAGGACUUCAGGGAACUGCCUGUCCAGAUUCUUGAGGUAUUCGACGACUUGCGUUGUAAAGGAAUGGUCUUUGAUGCUAGGAUCUUCACUGUUGCAUUGAGAGUUUGCACUUGUGUAUUGGACUUGUGGUUGGGUGUAGUGAUUCAUGCUUUUGUGAUCAAGACGUCCCUUGAUUCCGAUGCUCAUCUCCAGCGUGCCCUGAUGAACUUCUAUGAGAGAUGUUGGGGCAUAGAGCGUGCCAAUCAAGUGUUUAACGAAAUGCCGAAGCGAGAAGAUGUUGUAUGGAAUGAAGCAGUUAAGUUGAACAUGAAGCAGGGGCAGUGGAUAAGAGCUUUAGAGCUAUUUCGAGAUAUGCAGUAUUCUUGCAUGAAGGUGAAAUGCACAACGACUGUCAGAGUGCUGCAAGCUUGCGGCAAAUUGAAAGCCCUCGCACAAGGAAAGCAAAUUCAUGCCCAUGUUUUGAGGUUUGGAAUGGAAUCAAGCGUGCCAAUUUGCAACGUUCUCAUCAGUAUGUACGCCAAAAAUGGAGAGCUUGAACGUGCUGGAGCAGUUUUUAAUUCGAUGGAAGAUCAUAACUUAACUUCAUGGAAUUCCAUUAUCUAUGCUUUUGCCUCAUUUGGCUUUCUAAAUGAUGCAUGGAGUCACUUCCAUAAGCUGGAAUCUUCCACAAUUGAGCCGGACAUUAUAACCUGGAACUGCCUUUUGUCAGGGCAUACUCUUAAUGGCUCCUACGAGGACGUCCUGACCAUCUUGCGCACGAUGCAAACUUCUGGAAUUCAACCGAAUUCGAGCUCCAUAACCUGUGGUCUCCAGUCAGUCAUCGAACUGGGAUUAUUACCUCAUGGGAAGGAAAUACACGGUUAUGUGAUGAGGCAUGAUCUUCAUUAUGAUGUAUAUGUGGGAACUUCAAUAGUGGACAUGUACGUGAAAAGUGACUGCCUGGACAUUGCUCGAGCAGUUUUCAAUAACUUAAAGAGCAAAAACAUAUUUGCGUGGAAUUCAUUGAUAUCUGGGUAUUCAUUUAAGGGUCAUCUUCAAGAUGCUGAAAACUUAGUUGGUCAAAUGGAAGAGGCAGGAAUUAAAGCCGAUAUAGUGACAUGGAAUAGUAUGGUCUCUGGCUAUUCAAUGUGGGGCCACACUGAGAAGGCUUUGGACAUGAUUCAUCAGAUCAAGCUCUCUGGAUUGACUCCUAAUGUGAUAUCCUGGACUGCCCUCAUAUCAGGGUGUUCACAGAAUGGAAAAUAUAGGGAAUCCCUUGAAUUUUUCAUCCGAAUGCAAGAAGAAGGUAUUGAGCCUAAUGCUGCCACCAUAUCCACCAUACUUCGAAUCUGUGGAGGCCUCUCUCUACUGCAAAAGGGAAAAGAGAUACACUGCCUCAGUGUAAAAAUUGGUGUGACUCGAGAUGUUUAUGUAGCAACAGCAAUCAUUGACAUGUACAAUAAGUCAGGCAACUGGAGAAGUGCCCACAAAGUUUUCAAGAGGAUUCAUAAAAAUUCAUUGGCAUCCUACAAUUGCAUGAUCAUGGGGUUUGCCAUAUACGGCCUUGGAAAAGAGGCUAUUUCUCUCUUUCAUGCGAUGUGCAGCAAUGGUAUAACCCCAGAUGCUAUAACCUUCACAGCGAUCCUCUCUGCUUGUAACAACUCGGGCUUAGUUGAUGAAGGUUGGGAAUUUUUUGAUAAAAUGAGCGGAGAUUAUAAUUUAACCCCAAAAGUGGAGCACUACUCUUGCAUGGUAGAUCUUCUUGGGAGAGCUGGCUACCUUGACGAGACUUGGGAUUUCAUUCAAUCGAUGCCCCUAAAGCCAGAUGCUACCAUUUGGGGUGCUCUUCUUUGCUCCAGUCGAAUUCAUGAGAAUAUUGAGUAUGCAGAGAUUGCAGCAGAGAAUCUUUUUGAACUGGAGCCCGAUAAAUCUGCUAACUAUGUCUUAAUGAUGAACCUGUAUGCCAUGUCAAACCGAUGGAAGGAUGUUGCUCAUGUCAAAGAGUUGAUGAAUAGCGCAGGGGUGAAACAUACACAAGCUUGGAGCUGGAUACAAAUUGAUCGCACUGUACAUCAUUUUUCUGCAGAGCAGAGUACUCAUCCUGAUUGUGGAGAGAUUUAUUUUGAGUUGUAUCAGUUGAUUUCCCAAAUUAAGAAACUGGGGUAUGUGCCUGAUGUCAGUUGUGUAUAUCAGAAUAUUGACGAUGUUGAGAAAGAAAAGGUGCUGCUAAGUCACACAGAAAAGCUGGCAAUCACUUACGGACUGAUGAAAAGAAAAGGCAGUGCUCCUAUCAGGGUGAUUAAGAGCUCUAGGAUCUGUUCUGAUUGUCACACUGUGGCAAAGUAUAUCUCCAUGUUGCAAAACUGUGAGAUCGUUAUCAAGGACGGUGUCCGCUUUCAUCAUUUGAGCAAAGGAAACUGCUCCUGUAAGGAUUGCUGGUAACAGAGAGUUUCACUCGCUUUGAUGAACUCUCUUGAAGCCUUGCUGACAUGAUCGCGUGUCAAACUCACAUCAUUAUUGGCUAUUAGCUACAGAAUUAGAUUGAAAAAUGGGGAGAGAGGAGUAGCUAAGCUGCAGUUGGUGAUCAAUAUGUGAGAACUCAAGCAAUUUCCCCCGUCUUCAUUGGGCUAAUUCCAACUCCGAGCAUACUACAGGGUCGUUACAAACGAAAAGGCUUGCAUAUAGAACUUCUGAGACUUUGAAGUACGAAGAAUGGACUUCAUAUUGCCACUUCAUUUGUACAGGGUCAUCAGUCAAGCUUUGAAUAGAUGGUCUAGUUCGUCAUCAAGGAAGAAGGUUAAAUGGGAAAGAUGUGUUGAAUGGUA
Messenger RNA from Syzygium oleosum, 3409 nucleotides. RefSeq names its product pentatricopeptide repeat-containing protein At4g01030, mitochondrial. Lineage: Eukaryota; Viridiplantae; Streptophyta; Magnoliopsida; Myrtales; Myrtaceae. The record is from RefSeq and is a predicted model, not a curated record. Gene Ontology annotation, molecular function: zinc ion binding; protein binding; RNA binding. Bases 213 to 3026 code for a protein of 937 amino acids. Gene Ontology annotation, biological process: RNA modification. The transcript has a single exon.